Molecule: messenger RNA, 969 nt
Organism: Miscanthus lutarioriparius
Lineage: Eukaryota; Viridiplantae; Streptophyta; Magnoliopsida; Poales; Poaceae
Source: the annotation of a GenBank genome assembly
AUGGGGUCCAAAUCCAAUGCAGGGGCGGCGUCGGUUGGCGUGUGCUACGGCACGAGCGGCGACAACCUGCCGCCGGCGAGCGCGGCGGUGGGCAUGCUCCGCGAGAACGGCUUCACGGUGGUGCGGCUCUACUGGCCCGACGGCGAGGCGCUGGCGGCGCUAGGCGGGAGCGGCAUCAAGGUGGUGGUGGGCGCGCCCAACGAGGUCCUGACCACACUGGCGUCCGGCGCGCCCGCCGCGGCGGCGUGGGUCCGCGACAACAUCCAGGCGCACCCAACGGUGGCGUUCCGCUACGUGGUGGUCGGGAACGAGGUCCCCGUGGGACAGACGCAGUUCCUGGUGCCCGCCAUGGAGAACGUGCACGCCGCGCUGGCCGCCGCCGGGCUGGGCCACGUGAAGGUGACGACGGCCAUCUCGCAGGGCACCAUCGCCGUGCACCUGCCGCCGUCGGCGGGCGAGUUCACGGAGGAGGCCCGGUCGUUCAUGGGCUACGUGGUGUCGUUCCUGGCGCGCACCCGCGCGCCGCUGCUGGCGAACCUGUACCCCUACUUCGUCUACACGCUGGGGCUGGGUCACCUGGGCAUGGACUUCGCGCUGUUCACGGCGCCGGAGACGGUGGUGCAGGACGGGGAGUACGGGUACCAGAACCUGUUCGACGCGACGGUGGACGCGCUGUACGCGGCGGUGGGGAAGCUCGGCGUCGCCGGGGGAGACAGGGUGAGGGUGGUGGUGUCGGAGACCGGGUGGCCGACGGCGGGCGGCGCGGCGGCGUCGGUGGAGAACGCGAGGACGUACAACCAGAACCUGGUGACGCACGUGUGGAAGGGCACGCCUCGGCGGCCCAGGAGGGUGGAGGCCUACGUGUUCGCCAUGUUCAACGAGGACCAGAAGGAGGCCGGCGUGGAGCAGAACUGGGGGCUCUUCUACCCAAACAUGGAGAGGGUUUACCCCAUCACCUUCGGAGCCUGA